Molecule: messenger RNA, 965 nt
Organism: Darwinula stevensoni
Lineage: Eukaryota; Metazoa; Arthropoda; Ostracoda; Podocopida; Darwinulidae
Source: the annotation of a GenBank genome assembly
AUGGAGUUCUGCUUGACGGAGUACCCAAUGCUUGAGAAUGCGAAGGUGUCAUACCAGAAAUGGGACGGGGGAUACCCAGCACCUACUGGGGCAAAGGUGGUCUUCACUUGCUAUGAGGGAUUCACGGAUGGAAAGUCGGAGCACCAGGCCACCUGCUCCUCAAUCCCUGAUCAUUGGUGCACGUCCUUCCGCUCUGGCGAUGUGAAAUGUUCAAAACCGGUUUAUCCAGAGUGCCGGAAAACGGAGAGAGGAAAGGAGUACGUGGGAAAACGAAACGAGACUGUGACGGGGAAGGAAUGCCUCAGAUGGGAUUCCAAGCCCUACGGGAAACCGAACGACUUCGAAUCCCACUUUGAAGGAAAGACCCUGUAUUCCAAGCCCUACGGGAAACCGAACGACUUCGUGGCCACGCUUCUUUACGAGGAGCAUUUCUUCAAUGAGGACUCGGGCUCCCAUGAAAAUUAUUGCAGGAAUCCCACUUUGAAGGAAAGACCCUGGUGUUUCAUCUCCGACUCUAAAAUCGAGUGGGAAUUCUGUGACAUCCCCCUUUGCGACGAUCAAGUUCCACUCGAGUGCAAGCUGACACAGAAAGGUGGAGAAUAUAUGGGAACCAAGAACAGAACCAUUUUAGGGAUCAAAUGCAAGCCAUGGUUGAAAAUGCCAUUGUCAAGCCAAUAUCGCAAGUGGAGCCAGAGAAUCCCUGCGUUCUCAGAUGAAGUGCAAGAAGGACAUAAUUACUGCAGGAAUCCUGGGGGUCGUCCUGCAGGACCUUGGUGCUACUACGGCACCUUGGAACAUGAAUGGCAGUACUGCGAUGUCCCUUUCUGUUCUCUUCCAAAACGAGGACCGAGUGGAAUUCAGAAAAUUGGAGCGGUUUACCCAAAUUGUCGGAUGACGAAAAUGGGCAAGGAGUACAUGGGCAAUGUUAAGACAAGCGAGACAGGGAAGCCGUGAAUGAGAUGGGG